Rhopilema esculentum is the source of this 1197-nucleotide messenger RNA. RefSeq names its product metaxin-1. The record is from RefSeq and is a predicted model, not a curated record. Gene Ontology annotation, cellular component: SAM complex; cytoplasm. Gene Ontology annotation, biological process: mitochondrion organization. Lineage: Eukaryota; Metazoa; Cnidaria; Scyphozoa; Rhizostomeae; Rhizostomatidae.
ACAAGGCUCGAUAUACGUGAGUUAUUUUAGCGCACAAGUUUGCAAUUGUACAUUGUUUUUUAUAUAUAUAUUUAACUAAAAAAGCUUAAAAAUGGAAUUGUUUUGCUGGGAAGGAGAAUGGGGACUUCCGUCGAUCGACAUCGAAUGCUUAGAAGUGCUGGCUCAUUUAAAAUUUGCUGAGACUCCUGCUGCAAUCAAAUUUUCCAGGACACCAACACUAAAUAAAUCAAUAAAAAGCUUUCCAAUUCUGAAGAAGAGAGAUGGCACAUUUAUCUCUGGAGCUGAUGAUAUAUUGAAUCACCUCCGAGACAAUGACCAACACCCAGAUAUUGGAUUAAGCCCCCAACAGUAUGCAGACAUUGUUUCACUAAAGGCUUUAGUUAAAGAUAGGAUCCAUCCAUAUAUUACAUUCUGUUUGUGGCUGGAUGGCAAAAAUUUUACAGAGUUUUCAAGGCCGUUAUAUGCCAAAAAAUGUGUGUUUCCUUUGAAUUUCAUUAUUCCUGGAAAACUAUACAACAAUGCUCAGGACUUCAUAAAUAGCACCAAAGCACAUGUAAACACAACUCAAGAUCAACUGGCAGACGAGUUGUACUUAGAGGCAGUUGACAGUAUCAACCUUCUUGAAACCUACCUUGCAGACAAAGAAUUUUUCUUUGGCAGCAAGCCAACAAGUUUUGAUGCUUUGAUAUUCGCAUACUUGGCUCCUUUAGUCAAGGCAAAGCUUGCAAGCACAAAGUUGCAAAAUCACGUGAGGGCUUGUGAUAAUCUCACCAAAUUCGUUAGUAGAAUACUGACUCGGUUCUUCCCAACUGAAGAUGGCAGCAAAGACAAAACAACAGCACCAAAACACGAUGGCCAAAGUGAGAGAAGUUAUGACUGGAUUCUAUCUGUUGCAAUUGGCUCACUUGUAAUGACAAUGUACGCAGCUAAUAUUGGACUCCUUGCAAAGCUACGGUGGUAACCUUUGCUUGUUCUUUACUGAAUAUUUCUAGGAAGUUAUCUUCUUUCUUGGAUUAUAUUUCAAGCCAGUUUAUGUUUCGAACGAAAUAUCUUUAUCGAAAAAGCUUAAAAUGAAAAUAUAGUUCAGUACUAACAAUAUCCAUGGAUGAUUUUCGUCUAUCCAAGGAAAGGUUUUAUAAAUGUCUAUAGAAGGUGUUUUUUAGUGUGUAGAGUUUUUUGAUUGAGCAUAAAAUCUCA